Messenger RNA from Actinia tenebrosa (Australian red waratah sea anemone), 2630 nucleotides. Its product is annotated as lambda-crystallin. Gene Ontology annotation, molecular function: L-gulonate 3-dehydrogenase activity; NAD+ binding. The record is from RefSeq and is a predicted model, not a curated record. Gene Ontology annotation, biological process: fatty acid metabolic process. NCBI's taxonomy places the organism in Eukaryota, Metazoa, Cnidaria, Anthozoa, Actiniaria, Actiniidae.
AAUGUAAGUAAAAUCCGGCCGAAAAGAUCUAUAUUUUAACUCUUGAUCUCAGUAUUUUUCAAGUAUAUCUGUAUCCUGAAUUAUCUUCAUAUGAAGYCUUUGUUCUAUUUAAUACUCGUGUUUUAAUACUCGUGAUUUAAUGAACGGAAACAAGUGUGAUCUCAUUGUAGCAGGUCCAGUACGUGUCAGGUGACAUCCACAGUUGUGUGUCGAAGCACGUCUAAAAGUUCUAGAGGAUCACUUGGUGUUUUGUUUGACAAUUUGAAGAAUAAUUUGAAUAAAAUGGCAGAUUCUAAAGGAAAAGUUGCCAUUAUUGGAAGUGGCCUCAUUGGAAGAUGUUGGUCAACAUUGUUUUGCAGUGCCGGGUACAGUGUUGUUCUUUAUGACACUGUUGCCAGCCAGCUCACAAGUGCCAUGGAAAGUAUAGAAAACCAGUUGAACCAGCUAGAAGAGAAAGGUUUGAUGAAACGUGAAAUUAAGACAGCAGCUGAAGCUUUCAAACUUGUUUCUUCUUGUGAUGAUCUGGAGAAAACACUGGAUGGAGUGUUUUAUGUCCAGGAAUGCACUCCAGAAAAUCUUGAUCUUAAAAAGRAAGUCUUCUCUAGCCUUGAUCAAAGGGCAACUAACAAAGACAUUAUCCUUGCAAGUUCUUCAUCUUGCAUUGUGCCAUCCAAGUUCACUGAUGAUCUCAAGCUCAAAACUAGAUGCCUUGUAGCACAUCCAGUAAAUCCCCCAAACUACAUCCCCUUGGUAGAAGUAGUUCCAGCCCCAUACACAGACAGCUCAGUGGUUGAAAAGACAGUCACUCUGAUGAAAGACAUUGGACAGGCACCCAUCGUUGUGAAGAAGGAAGUCAAUGGUUUUAUACUCAACCGAUUGCAGUAUGCCAUCAUCAUGGAAGCCUGGAGACUUGUUGAGGAUGGAGUGUGUAGUCCAGAGGAUGUUGACACAGCCUUCACUCAGGGACUUGGAUUGCGGUAUUCYUUGAUUGGUCCUCUGGAAACCAUGCACCUUAACGCUAAUGGUGUUCGUGACUACUGUGAAAGAUAUGGAGCAAAURUCGAGAAAGUCUGUGAAGAGGAGGGUAGUCCCAGGCCUCUUAGUGGUCCCACGUUAGAUAAACUCGAGGAGGCCUUUGCCCGAGAGAUUCCACUAGAAAAACUUAACGAGCGACGAAAAUGGCGGGACGAAAGGCUGGCRGCUCUCACUGUGCACAAAAUGGAACAGAAAGAAAAGGAAGAAAAGAAAGCUUGAUUAUUCGCCUGGUUUUCGCUAGAACCUUGGCCUUGAAGUACCACAUUGCAAUCCCAAGACGUGUGGGAUUGCUCGUUAUGAUCUUGCUUUGAACUACAGCACAGCAAUGCUUUUUUGAAUCCAAGACGGAAUUUUUCGUUAAAAGUCGCGUAAAUACAGGGAUUUAUGAAGCAGUUUAYAUUGUUUAUAAGCGCGGUUAUCGAUAUUCCCCAAAACUUUUCCUCCGCUGUCAAGCUAUCUGGGUGGAAAAACCGGACCAACAGGUAAAUCUGGAUUGGCAGCAUGCAAAGUGCAAAGGAUAUCACCACGGUGAUCAUCAUCUUGGUCACAUGACGUGAUGUCUUGAGCGCRUGCGCUUGAGAYACCUCGAGUGGAUUUCCUGGGACACGACGCAUGUACAAAUUUCGUCCAAUGAUGGCGUAAAGGGUGCUCAUGAUUAAUAAUGGAAUAAUGAACGUCACGACGAAGCCAACGAGGAUAUAGAGCUUGCUGAAGCCUGUUGCCAUGACGACGACACAAAACGAAGCUCCGCUGUCCAGUGUGAUCAAUUUGUAGGACUUCAUCGGAGGGAUGCACACAGAAAUAGACAGAAUCCAUAUGGCAAAGAUGAUAUAUUUGGUCUUAUCAGAAGUGGCCCUUCUCUUAAGGGGGCGCACUACCGCAUGGUAUCUGUCUAUCGCUAUGGCAACAAGGCUGAGAACUGAGCAGGCGACAGACACCAGUCGGGAAGACAUGACCACCUUGCACGUGAUCAGGCCAAAGUUUCCUCCGAGCCACGAGUAUCCGAUGUAGAGUUGGAUCACCUGAACAAGAAAAAUUGUUAACUUUUAGCUAGCGUUUCGAAUAAUUUUUUUUUACUUUCGGCUAAGUACUUCUCAUAUCAUUGAUUCUUUAUGCCAGUACAAUCUUUAAAACGAGAUCCGGCGUUUCUUCAGUCAGMACCUCUUGUUUAUAAUUCUCGGUGCUGACGCAGAGGAUCGCAGGCUCCGAGGAAGCUUGGUGACAAAAAUAAUUCUGAAACGGAAGUACUUCAUGAGAUAGUUUCUAAAAAGAAGUUUUCUGUCAAGACUUACCUGAGAUGGAAUGAAAAGCAAAGCGAUCAGUAAAUCUGAGACUGCCAUAUUGACUAUCAGGAUAUUAGUUGUAGUACGCAUGCGGACAUUUGACCGCACGAUGUGGAUCACCAGUAUGUUACCUAGCAACGCUCCUAGCAACACUAAACCAUUAACUGUUGUUAGAGAAGCUUUGAUGGCGGGUUUUACGCUUGGAGCAGAAAACAUAUGAUAACUGACGCUCUCUGGAAAAAGAGAUAUUAAAAUCAAUUAUAUAAUCAUGUGAUCCAAAUCUGAUUGGUUUAAUAAAUGAUUCUAAAUGAC